AUGGUGUCUUAUGCUGUAGUAAAGCAGUGUUCAAGGCCAAUCGCAGAACUGUUUUCGCCGUCGGAAUCGCAGGCAGACUUGCUCUUCUUGGUGGCCAAGCCUAUCAAACCUACUGUCUUUGAAGAGGAAACGGGCCGCUACCAGUACAAUAAUCAACUUGAAGCCAAUGUUCCGGCCAUGACUCUUUGGAAAGAUCCACACCCUACAAUAAUGAAGCUUACUCUCGUUACAGCUGUCUUAGUUCAGGCUGUGGCAAUAUCAGCGGACGUAGAGUACUGCAGCAGCUCUGCGUUUACCCUGCCGUCUAAUUAUAAGUGCAGCAACCGAGAGGGGCGUACAGGGACAUACUGUUGCCAUUUCGCUGCAGGCGGUCCGUACGUUGAUGAAAAGCUAUGCGCGCACCCUCUGGACAAGAAUGAUGAGCAGGUCAGCAUGAGUUGCAUCGACUCAAAAGGCUGCCUGGAACAGUAA
Molecule: messenger RNA, 471 nt
Organism: Plenodomus lingam JN3
Lineage: Eukaryota; Fungi; Ascomycota; Dothideomycetes; Pleosporales; Leptosphaeriaceae
Source: RefSeq, a predicted model, not a curated record